GGUUAAUGAGGAUGUCGUAAUGGUGUGGCGUUGGUGAGGCUAUAAAAGCGACGCUACGCCGAGAGAGAAACGUGAGGCGUCCGUGAAGCCCGUGUACUACUCACCAAUGGUGCCGCCGCCGACGAUGAUGACACGGAAGGGGCCAUGGACGGAGCAGGAGGACCUCCAACUGGUAUGGUUCGUCCGCCUGCUCGGUGAACGUCGUUGGGAUUUCUUAGCCAAGGUGUCAGGUCUUAACAGGUCGGGCAAGAGUUGCAGGCUACGAUGGGUUAACUACCUUCAUCCCGGCCUCAAGCGCGGCCGCAUGACGCCCCAGGAAGAAGACCUUGUGGUCGAACUCCAUGCUAAAUGGGGCAACAGGUUUGAUCGUAGGUGGUCUCGCAUUGCUCGGCGGCUGCCAGGGCGCACCGACAACGAGAUCAAGAACUACUGGAGGACACACAUGAGGAAGAAGGCACAGGAGCGGAGGACGUGCUCGUCGCCCUCGCCAUCUUCAUCAUCUUCGAGUAACGGACCUCCAUCGGAACUUAGAGUGGAAAAGCACGACGGCGACAGCGUUGCAGAGGGCAGCGCUUUCACCUCGGGGCUCGAAUUGACCGAUGAUGAAGUCAAGGGGUACACGAUGGACCAGAUCUGGAACGAGAUCGCCGCAUCGGAAUCGUGCAACAUGGAGUGCCCUCCGACGAGUUCUUCCAUAUGGGAAGACAAGUCCGAAUCACUCUGGAGAUUAGAUGAAGACCUGAGGAUUUCGAACCCACCCCGUGUCUGAUCUCUUGUUAUAACUGCGAGAUGCCUUAUGGGCGAGACCUGUAAAUUUAAGUACGAUCAUGCAUCCACCAAGUGCUUGUUAUAAUA
Messenger RNA from Musa acuminata subsp. malaccensis (wild Malaysian banana), 855 nucleotides. Its product is annotated as transcription factor MYB59. Gene Ontology annotation, biological process: regulation of DNA-templated transcription. NCBI's taxonomy places the organism in Eukaryota, Viridiplantae, Streptophyta, Magnoliopsida, Zingiberales, Musaceae. Gene Ontology annotation, cellular component: nucleus. The record is from RefSeq and is a predicted model, not a curated record. Gene Ontology annotation, molecular function: sequence-specific DNA binding; DNA-binding transcription factor activity.